This is a messenger RNA of Sphaerodactylus townsendi, 4268 nucleotides long. It is a transcript of the gene INTS7, whose product is annotated as integrator complex subunit 7. Bases 156 to 3056 code for a protein of 966 amino acids. Gene Ontology annotation, biological process: snRNA 3'-end processing. The record is from RefSeq and is a predicted model, not a curated record. The transcript has 20 exons. Gene Ontology annotation, cellular component: integrator complex. NCBI's taxonomy places the organism in Eukaryota, Metazoa, Chordata, Lepidosauria, Squamata, Sphaerodactylidae.
UAUUGUAAAAAGUGCAAAUACGCAGGUGCUGACAGUACUAUGGCGCCCGCACAUGCGCUGUCCCCCACGGUACGGACGAGACAGAGAGAGCACGCGCACACCGGUGAUCACCAUUCCCUUCCCUUGUCAGAAGCUUCUGGUUAACAAAGGGCGGCAUGGCGUCCGCUUCCAAAUCUUUCCUGGCUGAUGCUGGCUAUGGGGAGCAAGAGCUGGACGCCAACUCUGCCCUCAUGGAAUUGGAUAAAGGACUGCGAUCUGGUAAACUAGGGGAGCAGUGUGAAGCUGUUGUUCGUUUCCCCAGACUCUUUCAGAAAUAUCCAUUUCCAAUUCUAAUUAACUCUGCAUUUCUAAAACUAGCUGAUGUUUUCAGAGUUGGAAACAACUUCCUGCGUCUCUGUGUUCUGAAAGUAACUCAGCAGAGUGAAAAGCACUUGGAAAAAAUCCUCAACGUAGAUGAGUUUGUGAAACGAGUUUUCUCAGUUAUUCACAGCAAUGAUCCAGUUGCUCGAGCAAUCACGCUCAGGAUGUUGGGGAGUAUGGCAUCCAUAAUCCCAGAAAGAAAGAAUGCACAUCACAGUAUUCGCCAGAGUCUGGAUUCCCAUGACAAUGUUGAGGUUGAAGCUGCUGUUUUUGCUGCAGCUAAUUUUUCUGCUCAAUCCAAAGAUUUUGCUGGAGGGAUAUGUAACAAAAUCAGUGAAAUGAUUCAAGGCUUAGCCACUCCCGUAGACUUGAAGCUGAAACUGAUCCCCAUUCUACAGCACAUGCACCAUGAUGCCCGCUUGGCCUCUAGUGCCCGCCAGCUACUCCAACAGUUGGUGACUUCCUACCCUUCAACCAAAAUGGUCAUUGUUACUUUGCACACCUUUACCUUGCUUGCUGCAUCUUCCCUGGUUGACAUUCCCAAACAGAUUCAGCUAUUACUUCAGUAUAUGAAGAACGAUCCAAGAGAAGCUGUGAAAAGGCUAGCUAUCCAGGAUCUAAAGUUACUUGCAAAUAAAACUCCACAUACUUGGAACAGAGAGAAUAUUCAGGCACUUUGUGAAUGUGCUCUUCAAAUUCCUUAUGACAGCUUGAAGCUAGGCAUGCUAUCUGUACUUUCCACACUAUCAGGGACAAUAGCCAUUGAACAGUAUUUCAGCAUUGCUCCAGGAGGUACAGCUGCUACAGCAAGGUCAUCGGACCUAGUUAAACUGGCACAGGAGUCCUGUUACCAUAAUAACCAGGGUAUUGCCGCUCAUGCCGUGCGAGUCCUGACAAAUAUAGCUUCUUCCUGCCAGGAAACAGAUCUUUUGCCAUUGGAGCAAGAUGCAGUCUUUGGCCUUGAGUCCCUCCUUGUCCUUUGUAGUCAAGAUGGCAGUCCAGGUGCCCAAGCAACUUUAAAGAUUGUUCUCACUUGCAUGGUGAAGCUGGCCAAGUGUCGUCCCCAUCUUAGCCAGUCUAUUGUGGAAUCAUUGUUGACACAACUGCACAGUGCUCAAGAUGCUGCCCGGAUUCUUAUUUGCCAUUGCUUGGCAGCCAUUGCCAUGCAGUUACCUGUCUUAGGGGAUGGAAUGCUUGGAGACCUGAUGGACCUCUACAAAGUGAUUGGGCGAUCUGCCUCUGAUAAACAACAAGAGCUGCUGGUCUCUCUUGCUACUGUGAUAUUUGUUGCCAGUCAAAAAACUUUAUCUUCUGAAGUUAAAACUGUUAUCAAACAACAACUUGAAAAUGUCUCCAACGGAUGGACAGCUUACAGGAUAGCCAGACAAGCUUCCAGAAUGGGUAAUCACGGCAUGGCCAGGGAGCUCUAUCAAAGCUUGCUGACUCAAGUGGCUUCUGAGCACUUCUACUUCUGGCUGAACAGUUUGAAGGAGUUCUCCCAUGCGGAGCAGUGCCUAACAGGGCUGCAAGAGGACGACUGCAGUUCAGCACUUUCAUGCAUUGCUGAGUCUCUCAAAUCAUAUCACAAAGGAAUAGCAUCUUUAACGGCCGCUAGUACACCGCUUAAUCCUUUGAGCUUUCAGUGCGGGUUUGUCAAGCUCCGAAUUGACCUGCUGCAGGCAUUUUCUCAGCUCAUCUGCACUUGCAACAGCCUGAAGACCAGUCCCCCUCCUGCCAUUGCAACCACAAUUGCCAUGACCUCUGGCAGCGACCUGCAGCGCUGUGGGCGCAUUUCCAACCAGAUGAAACUCUCCAUGGAAGAAUUCAGGAACCUCGCUGCAAGAUACGGAGAUCUUUAUCAGUCAUCUUUUGAUGCAGACUCAGCCACUCUGAGGAAUGUGGAACUACAACAGCAGAGUUGCCUAUUAAUAUCACAUGCAAUUGAAGCCCUGAUUUUGGAUCCCGAGUCCACAAGUCUUCAGGAAUAUGACUCUGUAGGUGGGGCACAUGCCACAAGCGAAUACGAAAGGAGAAUGAUGUCUGUGUUUAGUCACGUAUUGGAGGAAGUGGAAUCGCUUAACAGAAAAUAUGCACCUGUAUCUUACAUGCACACGGCUUGUCUAUGCAGCGCCGUCACUGCCUUGCUGAAAGUUCCCCUGUCAUUUCAGAGGUAUUUCUUCCAGAAGCUACAGUCAACUAGCAUUAAGCUUGCUCUGUCACCAUCACCACGUAACCCUGCAGAGCCCAUCGUAGUUCAGAAUAACCAGCAACUAGCCUUAAAGGUUGAGGGAGUCGUCCAGCAUGGCUCCAAACCAGGUCUUUUCCGCAAAAUUCAGUCCAUCUGUCUAAACGUAUCUUCAAUACUACAGAGCAAAUCUGGACAAGAGUACAAGAUACCCAUGGACAGCCUGACAAAUGAGAUGGAGCAGAUGGUUGAGCCUCACAACGAUUACUUCAGCACACAGUUCCUCUUGAACUUUGCUGUUGUUGGCACCCACAGCAUCACCGUAGAGUCUUCUGUCAGAGACCUCAAUGGCAUCAUAUGGAGGACCGGACCCAAAACUACCUUAUUUGUCAAGUCUCUUGAAGAUCCCUAUUCCCAGCAAAUUAGGCUGCAGCAGCAGCAAGGACAGCAGCCACCCCAGCCACCCCAGCAGCCCCAGCCCCAGCAGCGGACUGCUUAUUCACGGUUUUAGCCCUCCUUAGUGCUCUUUACCCCCAGGGGCCUGAACUAGGCAAUCCGUGGAUGCUGCCAUUACCUACCUCUGGGCCUAGAAUUUGCCAUUGUUCUCUCUUUUGGAGUAACAACAAUGGAUUUGGCUUGUCAUUAUCAGCCCCUUUUGCAUGUGCAAAUCGUAGCAUGAUUAUGUCCUUGAAAACAGCAGUUUCAGUGGGAUGGGGAACAUAGUUAGUUGAGCCCAGCUGGAAGCUAUGCUUGUUUCAGCUGCUGUGGUUAGAAUCAUGUGAACCUUGACAAGUGCAGGGGUAUGGGUUUGAAGAGAACUGAAUCCACGCUGUGACAGCUUUCUGGUGACUUUGCGACACACAUGCCAGCUUGUUACCAUCAUUGGCCUCAGGUUAACUGCAAUGUGGCCACAAAGCCCUUUCUGUGUUCCCUGCUAAUGUGUUCCCUCAUCCCAAAGAGGGAUUGUGUGAACUGGCUUAUCGUGAAGUCCUGUUGACACCAGGAAUAAAAGAACCUAAAACUACCUCUCCCAUCCUCAGUUUGAACCUCACCAGCAAUAAGCUCCCUUUGGGAAGGCAGUGAGUGAGCAAGUCUGUAGCAAUGGUUUAUACCGCAGAUCAAAUUACUCUUCUAGUUGACAGUUCCAGCAGGGAGCAAAUUUCAGUGCUGCACUUGUGCUUUCAAACCAAUUGAGAUUUGCGUGUGUAUAAAAUAAUUCUGAGCCAAGGGAAUUGUUCAAUGCAUUUGAAAAUGUAAAAGGUUGGCAGAAAUGUUUCAAAAUUCUAGGCAGGUUGAUUGUAAGUAGUCAUUUUGAUCUUUACAUGACCAGAAAAAGAUUAAGGCAUAAUUCCUAUUAUAAGGUUCCAUUCUUCAGGCUUCUGGAUCCCAGGGCUCUGUUCUUUUGUUACUUCUGUAUAUAACAAUGCUGAAGGGAUGCCGGCUGAGAAAUUGACUAGUACCUUGCAUAAAAGCUUUUUCAGGUGUAGGGGGUAUUUUCCUCCCCUGAAGAGCAGCAGUGAAUAAUUGCAUAUGGGAGGGAAGAUGUGGAUACACACCAGAAAGGCUCCAAGUGUCCGCAGCUUAUUUGUUGAGAGCAUUUCAUGGUUUUCAGAAGUGGCAAAUUGCUCUAAAUAGUUAUAGAAGAAAAAACAGAUGUACUCAAUAUAUUUGUAUGGGGAAUGAUUUUAUAUACCAAAUAGUUUAAUAAAGAUUGUUCUUCUAA